AUGCCAUCCUCUGUUUCCAUUUCCCUUGUUAUAUUUGUUUGGAUUACUACUAUCAUAAUCAUAAACCAUGCGAGUACUACUGUUGCAAAACCUCAAUCAUCGUCACUAGCCCAGGAAUCAAAGGCUCUGAACCAGACUCAGAGGUGGCAUGAAAAAAUAACCUCAAGUCCUUGCAAGUGGGACGGUAUCGUUUGCAAUCAUGGUGGAAGCGUGAUAGAGAUCAACAUAAACAAAAGAGAAUACUAUGGGCCAUUAAGCGAUUUCAACUUCUCUUCAUUCCCAAAUUUGGUCCGAUUCAAGCUAGUAGGAGUGUGGCUAUAUGGGGACAUCCCACCAGAGAUUGGUAGUGUUUCUAAACUCACUCACCUUAACUUAUCUCGGAAUUCUCUUUCAGGUGAACUACCUCUCUCACUCGCAAAACUCACUCAAUUAGAGAAGCUUGAUAUUUCUUUCAAUGAAAUGAGCGGUCCAAUUCCCUUAGAAUUGGGAAACCUGAGAAGUCUUGUUGAAUUAUACCUGGGUGGAAAUUACUUCAAUGGUACGAUCCCUUCAACUCUUGGUCUUUUGACUUGUCUCACUCAUCUUGAUUUACAUUCAAAUCAAAUCAACGGUACUAUCCCUUUUGAAAUAUAUAAUCUGAAGAAUUUGAAGGCUCUGCAUUUUGAUGAUAACAGUCUUUUUGGUCCUAUUUCUUCAAAAAUAGGAAACCUGAAAAAUGUGGUUUCUCUAAACUUUUCUCAUAACUUGCUCAUUGGUCCACUUCCUCAUACUCUGGGUUGUUUGACAAACUUGACCCUUCUCUCUCUUGAUUCCAACCAAAUCAAUGGCUCCAUUCCCCUAGAAAUAGGAAACAUGAGAAAGUUGAGGCACUUGUAUCUCCAUAAUAAUCACCUUACCGGUAAAAUACCUUCAACUCUGGGGAAUUUGACUUGUCUCACUCAUCUUGAUUUACAUUCAAAUCAAAUCAGCGGCACUAUCCCUUCUGAAAUAUAUAAUCUAAAGAAUUUGAUGGCUUUGCAUUUUGAUGAAAACAAUCUUUCUGGUCCUAUUUCUUCAAAAAUUGGAAACCUGAAAAAUGUGGUUUCUCUAAGCCUUUCUCGGAACUUGCUCAUUGGCUCCAUUCCACUAGAAAUAGGAAACAUGAGAAAGUUGAGGCACUUGAAUCUCCAUAAUAAUUGCCUUACUGGUAAAAUUCCUUCAACUCUUGGUCUUUUGACUUGUCUCACUCAUCUUGAUUUACAUUCAAAUCAAAUCAACGGUACUAUCCCUUCUGAAGUAUAUAAUCUGACGAAUUUGAUGGCUCUGCAUUUUGAUAAUAACAAUCUUUUUGGUCCUAUUUCUUCAAAAAUUGGAAACCUGAAAAAUGUGGUUUCUCUAAACCUUUCUCAUAACUUGCUCAUUGGUCCACUUCCUCAUACUUUGGGUUGUUUGACAAACUUGACCCUUCUCUCUCUUGGUUCCAACCAAAUCAAUGGCUCCAUUCCCCUAGAAAUAGGAAACAUGAGAAAGUUGAGGCACUUGGAUCUCCAUAAUAAUAGCCUUACUGGUUUAAUACCUUCAACUCUGGGGAACUUGACCAAAUUGGAUUUUUUAAAUCUUAGUGUCAACAAUCUUGUUGGUAAAAUUCCUCCAUAUGUGGGUCAUUUAACCAAUUUAAGAUAUUUGGAUAUUCAUUCAAAUCAAAUAAAUGGUUCCAUAAAUCCAACAAUGGGAGAUUUGCAAUUUAUGCAAAAGUUGGAUCUAUCAAAUAACUACAUAUCUGGAAUCAUUCCACAUGAGUUAACUCAAUUAAUCCGAUUGGAAUAUCUUAAUCUUUCCUUGAACAAACUUUCUGGUGAGAUAGUUUCUGAUAUUUAUAAUCUCAUUAAUCUUUCUGUUCUAGACCUCUCCCACAACAAUCUGAGCGGAUCCAUUCCUCCUGAAGUUAUAUACUUAUAUAACCUGACUAUUGUUGACCUUAGUCAUAACUUGUUUAGUGGAAACAUACCUCUUGAUGAACUUGCGCACUUCAAAAACUUACGACACCUGGAUCUCAGCUCUAAUACUCUUACUGGGCACAUUCCUAGCACACUUGCUUUCCAAUGCCAAAUCAAUUUGUCUUACAACUGCUUUGAAGGUCCAAUCCCACAUGGUUUUUGGAGAAAUAAUACACUCAAGUCAGUUAUGGGCAACAAGAAUUUAUGCAAUGACCACAUCUCAGGAAUAUCUCAUUUCUCCACAAGGAUUAAGAAAUUCUCAAAAUUGAUUAAGAUCAUUAUUCUUGCCCCGGUUAUCCUCAGCUUCUUAUUACUUGGAGUUGGAAUUGUGUUCCUCUCUCGCCGAAAGGUAAUUAGGAAUGAUCAAAAUGAGUGUAAAGCAACGAGGAAUGGAAAUUUAUUCUCAAUAUGGAAUUAUGAUGGAAAUAUUGCAUUCGAAGACAUCAUUACAGCAACAGAGGACUUUGAUAUCAGAUAUUGCAUUGGAACUGGUGGUUACGGCAGUGUUUACAAAGCAACACUACCAAGUGGAAAAGUGAUUGCCCUUAAAAAACUUCAUCGUUUAGAAUCUCAGGAGCCGGCUUUUGACAAGAGUUUUAGGAAUGAAGCCAAAGUCUUGUCUGAAGUUCGUCAUCGAAAUAUCGUGAAGCUUUAUGGGUUUUGUCUACACAACCGAUGCAUGUUUUUGGUUUAUGAAUACAUUGAAAGAGGAAGCUUAUUUUAUGCCAUAAGCAAUGAUGUUGAAGCUAAGGAAUUGAAUUGGAAGAAGCGGGUGAAUAUCAUUAAAGGAAUAGCAAAUGCUUUAUCAUACUUGCAUCAUGAUUGCAUUCCAACAAUUGUCCAUCGAGACUUGACCACAAGCAACAUUUUAUUGAACUCAGAAUUUGAGGCUAUUGUUGCAGAUUUUGGCAUUGCUAGACCCCUAAAUCCUGAUUCCUCCAAAUUUACCACACUUGCUGGCACCUGCGGAUAUAUUGCACCAGAACUUGCCUACACCAUGGUUGUGAACGAAAAAUGUGAUGUCUAUAGCUUUGGUGUAGUGGUGCUUGAAAUAAUAAUGGGAAGGCAUCCGGGAGAGCUUAUAUCCUCAUUAGCAUCGUCAUCUGCUCGUCAUAUCAUGCUGAAAGAUGUCUUAGAUCCACGCCUUUCACCUCAUAUUAACCAAACAAUUGCUCAAAAUGUGGUUUUAGUUGUGACACUAGCAUUGGCUUGCCUACGUUCCUAUCCUAAAUCUCGCCCUACAAUGAAACAUGUCUCACAAGAAAUCCUUGUUCGGAAGCCACCACUCCUCAAGCCGUUUUAUGAAAUUUCAAUGUGGGAGUUGAUGAAUCAAGAAAUAUAUUUGGUAGACAAAAAUUAGAAAAAGUUUAGAUAAGGUCUUUGGUGACCCAUCUUCAGUAGGUGCAGUAGACAAAGCCAUCCAUACCGGGAAGACAACACUAGCACUGACCAAUUACCUAAAAAGGGUGGACUAAUGAAUAAUGAUUUUGUUGUAUAUUUCUAUAUUUAUACCUCAUACCAUUGUUGUCCUUUCUACACCACCAGGAUGCUGAUAAGUUGUAUUUUCCCAGGAUUGCAAAUGUGUGACUUUUUAUUUCCACAAUAA
Quercus lobata is the source of this 3582-nucleotide messenger RNA. Its product is annotated as MDIS1-interacting receptor like kinase 2-like. The record is from RefSeq and is a predicted model, not a curated record. Bases 1 to 3336 code for a protein of 1111 amino acids. Gene Ontology annotation, molecular function: ATP binding; protein binding; protein kinase activity. Lineage: Eukaryota; Viridiplantae; Streptophyta; Magnoliopsida; Fagales; Fagaceae. The transcript has 4 exons. Gene Ontology annotation, biological process: protein phosphorylation.